UACGGGGUUGUCUUUUCAUUCGCAUCCGAGUGCACGUGUGACGCGCGUUCUCCGCCGGUCGACGUAAACAUACUCGUAAUUGUUUCGGGUUCUCCGCACACAUAGCGACAAAUAGAGGACUACAUUACUGUACAACCGACAUUCAGUUUUUUCGAUUUUUCCGUCAGCGCAAGGAAAAUUCCGAGAAGUCCUAAACCGGAUCUGGUAUAUACUACGCACCUGCCAUCAUCGUUAUUAUACGCACGCCCCAGUCGUCGUAUACGUAAUAGUUGCAAGCCGGCAGAAGUCGUACAUCGCAUACAUACCGUUUCCGCCUGUUGUCGAUUUCGAGAGGAAAUCUAGUAGCCUGUGAAAACCGUUUCCGAUCCGUCAGAAACGAUCCACUAUACGGCUAUUUUGUAACUCUUGCCACAGCAGAGUAAAAAAAAACCACUCAAACGAAACUAGACGAGUUGUCGACCCGCGAUCAAGCCGAGACAUCAGCUUUGACCGUUAUUGUUAUUUUUCUUUUAUCCGCCGAUAAAAUCGAUUUCGUCGCGCACCGCGAUAUUUCUUGGUGAUCAUUUACACUGGAGUUUGGAGCUUACGGCGUUUUGUUACACAGUUUUGGUAAAGUCAACACCGAGAAACCAAAAUCAGAUACAAUGGCAGUAGCAGCAGCCCAAAAGAGUCGAGAGAUGUUCGCCAUCAACAAGUCAUACAGCAUUGAGAACGGAUAUCCAGCAAGGAGACGUUCUCUCGUAGACGAUGCCAGAUUCGAGACGAUCGUCGUGAAGCAGACCAAACAGUCUGUGUUAGAAGAAGCCCGGCAAUUAGCUAACGACGCUUCUUUAGCGACCGACGCAGCCGUAGCGCAUUUCGCCAGCCAACUUCAACGUCAACACCAAGCUCAAAUUAACGAUCAAUACGACGAUCAAGUUUUUGAAUCUGAAGGAAAAUCUAUUGAUCACGAUCACGAAAAUGAAGUAGAAUCAUCCGAAUCAUCUGAAUUAUCAUCCGACAAUGAAGACUCAGAUGCUGGACUUACCGAAGAAGAAAUGCUAUUGGAGAAGGCAGCAAGCGAAGACAAAGAUGCGGAGAUGGCUAUACAAAGAGCUACUCUGGUAUUGCGUCUGCGCGAAGGUAUCAAUUCACUCGCCCGGAUAUUGAAAGUAAUCGAAAACGGAAAAGGCAAUGUCGUCCAUUUAGAGUCAAGGCCGUCUAAGGAACAAGGAGUUCAAUUUGACAUUUUGGCCAAAGUGGAUAUGACGAGAAAAGAUCUAUUAGCAUUAAUGAAGAUACUCAGACAAAGCUCUACAUUGGCAAGCAUUACGAUUCUAGCCGAAGACAACAUCAACGUCAAGAACCCGUGGUUCCCGAGACACGCCCGUGACUUGGACAACUGCAACCACUUGAAGACCAAAUACGAUCCGGAAUUGGACAUGAACCAUCCCGGAUUCUCCGACAAAGUGUACCGCGCCCGCAGGAAGGAAAUUGUCAACAUUGCAUUCGAUUAUAAAUUUGGUGACUUGAUCCCAGUUAUUGAAUAUACUGCUGACGAAAUCGAUACAUGGAACGCGGUUUUCAACAACGUUUUGGACCUGAUGCCCAAACACUUCUGCAUGGAAUACAGAAACGCUUUUAAGAUGUUGCAAGACGACAACUUAUUCACUGUGGACAAGAUCCCGCAACUCAGGGACAUGAACGAAUUCUUGAAGAAGCACACUGGAUUCACUCUCCGGCCAGCGGCUGGUUUGUUGACGGCCCGUGACUUCCUCGCCAGCCUCGCGUUCCGUGUGUUCCAAAGUACGCAGUACAUUCGUCAUAACAAAUCACCAUUCCACACACCUGAACCGGAUUACAUCCACGAAGUCCUCGGUCACAUGCCUUUAUUAGCCGAUCCGAACUUUGCUCAGUUCUCACAAGAACUCGGUUUAGCAUCUCUUGGAGCUUCUGACGAAGAAAUUGAAAAACUGUCAACUGUUUAUUGGUUCACGAUCGAAUUCGGUCUCUGCAAGGAACAUGGCGAAGUGAAGGCCUACGGUGCAGGACUGCUAUCCGCUUACGGUGAACUUUUGCACGCUGUUUCUGGCAAACCCGAACUCCGACCAUUCGAACCAUCAAUAACAGCUGUCCAACCAUACCAAGAUCAAGAAUACCAGCCAAUUUAUUUCGUCGCUGAAAGUUUCGAAGAUGCCAAGGACAAAUUCAGGAAAUGGGUUUCAUCUAUGUCACGACCAUUCGAAGUCCGUUAUAACCCACACACCCAAAGAGCAGAAAUUUUAGACUCAGUUGAUCAGCUCAACAACCUAAUGACACAAUUGAACUUGGAAAUGUUACAUCUAAAUACCGCACUGAACAAGUUGAAAAUGAGAUCCGGUUAAAUUGACUAAAUUCUCCCGGACGCAUGCAAAUAUAUUUACCAUUUAUUCAUUUUUUUCCACUAAAAAAAAAUGUAAUACUUAUCUAUUACUUAUAUAUUUAUUUACAUAUAAUUUAUAUAUAUAUAUAUAGUUUAUAAUAUUAUUGUAUGUCUUCGGCGUGUUUCUAGUCACCGGUGACGAUGGGACAACUUUUUGUUUUUUCUACCGGCAAGAUCUCUCGGAAAUAAUAUUUUUAUUUAUUACAUUUUGCUCAUGCUUCAUACACUUUAAUUAAUAGAUACCACACAUUCAUGACCCCUAGUUAUGUGUGCGUGUAAAAUAUCAUAUUUUGAAGUACUCACAAAUAAUUAUUGUAGUUGAAUAUUGAAAAUAUUGUAAACUUUUACAUCGACUUAAUUUGGCAAUUUUAAUCAUCUACUCUUCCUAAUAAUGUUUAUUUAGCAUUAAACUAAACUUAAACACACUUAUCAUAGUAUUUAUAGUUUAUAAAUUUAA
Melanaphis sacchari is the source of this 2858-nucleotide messenger RNA. RefSeq names its product tyrosine 3-monooxygenase (gene ple). The transcript has 11 exons. Gene Ontology annotation, biological process: dopamine biosynthetic process from tyrosine. The coding region runs from base 645 to 2363 and encodes 572 amino acids. Lineage: Eukaryota; Metazoa; Arthropoda; Insecta; Hemiptera; Aphididae. The record is from RefSeq and is a predicted model, not a curated record. Gene Ontology annotation, cellular component: axon; cytoplasm; perikaryon. Gene Ontology annotation, molecular function: iron ion binding; tyrosine 3-monooxygenase activity.